CUGCAGCCUCGUUGCUAGUUCACUCGGGUCCAGAGCACAGAGCAGAUGUUUGCGUGUUUUGGUUUUCUACGCGCAAGAUCUAUGAGUUUUUCUGGUGUUCCCUUUCACGCAACCCUCGUUAGAUCUAGAGAAGCGCUUGAAAGUUUUGAUUUCUCAAAGCCAGCAUUACAGCACAGCAAAUCGAUUCGCCUCCGCUGGUUUCCUAGCAGAACCCUUUCCCUUCCCCUUCAGCGCCCCACCUGUGCAACGUCGCUCACAGACGCCUGCAAUGAGUCCCAUAUCCAGCCCUCCCCCGGAGUACGUGACCAAACCCAACAUCGUAGCACCCACCCACGACUAUUCUCACGGUCCUCUCUUCUUGAUUAGGAGCACCACAGACGGCGGCGAAUCAGUUGCCUCAACGCGCCUGACGAGCAUCGAUGAAGCCCUGCGUGGGUUCCUAGACGACCAUGUGCUCUUCAAGAACCUGGACGAGACGUUCAUCAACACCGUCGCGGCGUCGAUGCAGACGAGGGUGUAUGGGGAUAGCGCGUAUAUUAUCCGCCAGGGGGAGGUUGGACGCGCGCUAUUUUUUAUAUUGAAGGGGGAGGUGGAGAUUGUUUCGGAGGAUGGCGAGACCGUCAUCAAUGUCAUGAAAGAGCAAUCCUUCUUCGGCGAGGUCGGUGUCCUAUUCAGCGUGCCACGGACAGCAUCAUGUCGCGCCCGAGGGCGCUGCAUCCUCGCCACGCUCACCAAAGACGCUCUGCAAGCGGCUGUCGUAGACCACCCCGAGGCAGCCGACCGCAUCCGCACAAUCGCCGAGGAGCGGUUCAGCAGCUACCUGAAGCAGAAGGAGCGCAAGGUCUUGGUGGAAUUUGGGCAAGAGCUGGCAUUGGGGAUGACGCAGAGUGACCUGAAAAAGAUCCCGUUAUUCCGUGAAUGCAGUGUAGGCUUCCUCCACCUCCUCACCUUCAAGCUCUCCCCAAUCCAAUUCCGCCAAAACGACAACAUCAUCAAAAAGGGCGACGCGGCGUCCGAAAUGUACUUUAUCGUGCACGGCACCGCCGCGGUGUUCAACGAGGCGGACGGGACCAUUUUUGCCGAGUUUCAUCCGGGCUCCUUUUUCGGGGAGGUCGGCAUCUUCUUCGACGUGAAGCGUACGGCGUCCGUGCGGUGUCUAACCAAUACGGCCGCGGUGUUCAAGUUGACGAAAGUGGACCUGGAUGGGUUGUUGAAGCAGUUUCCCGAGGUUAAUGCGCUGAUCCAGAAGGAGGCUCAGGCGAGGCUGCAGUAUGAUGAGGAACGGAGGAAGUUGGCCAAACAGCAUGAACAUACGGAGAUUGAGGUUGUUCGGGACAAGAUUAGAUCGGUGUCGCUUUUCAGGAACGCGGAUCUAGGCUUCUUGCAUCAGCUUGCCCUGCAAAUAAAGAUGGUGGUGUGUCAAGCGGGCCAGGUGAUCAUACGAAAAGGCGACCAAGGAAGCAGCAUGUUCUUCGUUCUUGAAGGCACGGCCGAAGUUGUGUCGGAGGACGGAAAGCAAGUCUUUGCGGAGUUUCAUACCAAUGGCUAUUUUGGUGAAGUCGCACUUGUUCUAGACGUAGAGCGAACAGCGACGGUACGGUCACGAGGGCGGACAACCUUAGGUGAACUCCACAAAAAUACACUCGACGGCGUGCUGGAGCAAUACCCCGAGUUCAAAGCGAAUCUGCAAGCGAGCGCACAGCAGAGUUACGAGCAGUUUCGGAAACGACAGCAGAAUGUGGAGAAGAUGGGAGCGGCGAAGGAGGCGUUUGAGAUCGAGGCGUCUGCUUCGCGUUUGAAGCAGGUGCCCAUGUUUCAAAAUUGUGACGACGCAUUCCUCCGAGCCAUGGCGCUCGCAACAUUCCCACGGCAAGCGCUCGACGGCGACAUCGUAGUGCACCAAGGCGAGACUUCGUCGGAGAUGUUUUUCGUCGUGCGCGGGCAGGUGCAGAUCGUCUCUGAGGAUGGAGGGACGGUGUACGAUACGGUGCCUAGCGGCGGUUUCUUCGGCGAGAUUGGGUUGCUGAAGAACAUUCCUCGGACGGCGUCGGUGCGGAUCGCGUCGCCGAGCUGUGAUCUGAUGGUGUUAACCUCCGCCGCGCUCGAUAGUGUGUGCAAGCAGUACCCAGAAAGCUACCAGACGAUUGUCGUGGAAGCUAACCGCCGCAUGGAGAAGAUUGAACAACGGCAGAGCAGUCGAGAUGAUUUGAGCGUGCGAGCCACUGAGGGGCCGGCUACUGUGGCGGCUGACGGGGCAGAGACAGAACGGCUAAAAUCGCUGUGGGACGAUGCCGCGGCGUCUGUAAAAAAAAGUGUGGAGGCGCAAAAGGCUCGAGACCAGAUGCAUUCGUUGGCGGGCAAAGCGGAGCCGGAGAUCAAGACGCCGAACCGACCGUCGUCGUUUGGCCGGAUCUUUUAUACACGGCAACAGAAGGCGGAAGUUCCGGAAACCAAGGGUACAUCGUCAAAGAUCGCGAGCCCAGAGCUGGUAACCCCAGGACAGUCGAGCGAGAAUUUAACCGAGGUGCAGAAAGGAGCGGUGCCCAAGCGCUCAUCGUUGGUGAGCUCGUUCCUCAAGUCCCUUCGACCGGGUAUACUCAAACGCAGCGGCUCAUCCAAGAACCAUGCGAGCACCUCUAGCCUGGGAAGCGAGCCAGAUAUCACCACACCUGUACCUGUCUCGCGGCGCCAAUCUACUUAUGCUGCGCCCAGACCCUCAGCUAAGCCAACUCUCCAAGAACUUGAUGCAAAGAUCCAGCGCAUCAUUCUCUCGUACCUAGACCCGAUAACGCGCCUGUCAAUGCGGUGUUUGUGCAACGAGCGCUAAAACGUUUGUUUGCUUCUGGGAGUUGUCUGGAGACCAUUUGGCGGGCCUGGAUAUGACGUCCUGCUGGAAGCUCUCAGAUACUGGACUGCAGACAAUGGCGAGGAUGUGUCCGAAUCUGGUAUACCUGUCCUUAUCAAAUUGCUGGAAGUUCACGGACGCCGGGCUCCGUCACGUCACGCAUGGGUUGAGGAAGCUCCGGGAACUGGAUAUCAGCUAUUGCGGUCAGCUUCGAGGGACUGCUUUCGCGGGGCACAAACUCCACAAGCUUGUCAUUAUUGACAUCUCGUACUGUAAGCAAUUGGGCGACGAGCAGGUGGAGAGCAUAUUGUCCGGCACGCCGCUUCUAAAACAGCUCAAAUGCCGGCGAUGCAUUCGCUUGACCGACCUGAGUGUGUUCCAUGUCGUUCGCUAUUGCAGGUACUUUCAGACUUUCUAUUCUCUGCAUAGUGCUAUGACGAGCUCAUCAUGAUACAUUCC
Messenger RNA from Fimicolochytrium jonesii, 3304 nucleotides. RefSeq names its product cyclic nucleotide-binding-like protein. Lineage: Eukaryota; Fungi; Chytridiomycota; Chytridiomycetes; Spizellomycetales; Powellomycetaceae. Bases 269 to 2827 code for a protein of 852 amino acids. The transcript has 9 exons. Gene Ontology annotation, molecular function: protein-containing complex binding. The record is from RefSeq and is a predicted model, not a curated record.